AAGCAAUUUUCUUGCAAAACAUGUUUAAAAGACUUCAAAACUAGCAGUGCAUUGAUACGCCAUAUAAGAACCCACACAGGUGAGAAACCAUAUUCUUGCAAAACAUGUGGGAAAGACUUCAGAACCAGCGAUCACUUGCAACACCAUACAAGAACCCACACAGGUGAGAAGCCGUAUUCUUGCAAUACAUGCAGAAAAUCUUUUAGCCAAAGGAGUAACAUGAUAGCCCAUUUGAGAACCCACACAGGUGAGAAGCCGUAUUCUUGUGAAAUAUGUGCUAAAGACUUCAGAACCAGCGAACACUUGCAUGUUCAUAAAAGAUCCCACACAGGUGAGAAGCCGUACCUUUGCAAAAUCUGUGGGAAAAGAUUCCGUGACACUAAAACAUUUAUAAGUCAUACGAGAACCCACACGGGUGAAAAGCCGUAUUCUUGCAAAACAUGUAGAAAAUCUUUUAGCCAAAGGAGUAACAUGAUAGCUCAUGUGAGAACCCACACAGGUGAAAAGCCGUAUUCUUGUGAAACAUGUGGGAAAGACUUCAGAAUCAGCAAUCACUUGCAACUUCAUAUAAGAACCCACACAGGAGAGAAGCCGUAUGCUUGUGAAACAUGUGGGAAAGCCUUCAGAACCAGCAAUCACUUGGAACUCCAUAUAAGAACCCACACAGGUGAGAAGCCAUAUGCUUGUGAAACAUGUGGGAAAGCUUUCAGAACCAGCAAUCAGUUGCAACUCCAUGUAAGAACCCACACAGGUGAGAAACCAUAUUCUUGUGAAAAAUGUGGGAAGGCUUUCAGAGCAAGUCGUCAAUUGAAAACCCACAUAACAAGAGAACACAAAGGUGAGAAGCUGUAGCUUUGCACGAUGAAAAGAUGUGUUGUUGCGUCUGAUUUGACACAGAACAGAAGGCAGCAUACAGACAAGUAAUCUCGUGGGAAAAGAUUCAGUUCUAGAGGUUUGUGGUCAAAACACAGAAGAACUCAUAGAAGUGAAGAGCUGCAUCAGUGAAGCACUUGUGCUAAAAGUUCCGACCCCUGGACUGCCCCUGCAGUUCGUCUACAGAGCCAACAUGUCUGUGGACGAUGCAGUAAACAUGGCCCUUCACUACACCUCCAGCACCUGGACUCCUCAGGAACCUACGCCAGGAUCCUGUUUGUGGAUUUCAGCUCUGCUUUCAUUACCAUCAUCCAAACUGCUGCAGGUCAAGCUCUCCCAGCUUAGCGUGCCUGGCUCUACCUGCAUGGUGGUUCACAGACUUCCUGUCUGACAGGAAGCAGCACGUGAAGCUGGGAAAACAUAUCUCUAUCUUCUGGACUUCUUCCCCCAUCACCCUGUUUGACUGUGGAGUCCUUCUGCUUCCUGGGCACCAUCAUCUCCCAGGAUGGAGAUGAAGCCCAGCAGACGAUGUACUUCCUGCGGCAGCUGAAGAGGUUCAGCUUGAAAAAGACAAUGAUGGUGCACUUCUACACCACCAUCAUUGAGACCAUCCUCACCUCCAUCACCAUCUGCCACUGCCACGGUGACACCUACUGGUCAUUUUUGAUAUCGACACAUCUUGGGAGGGGUUUCAUUGAAACAAUGACUGACCCGCGUUUACAAUUCUAAUCGUCUUAUCAAUACAUGACCAACAGGAUUUGGGAGAAAUCAACAUACAAACAAACGCUUUCAGAUUGUCAGAGACAGCAGAUGGGGAUCGCAAUAAAAGUGUGUUUAAAUAAAA
This is a messenger RNA of Micropterus dolomieu (smallmouth bass), 1717 nucleotides long. Its product is annotated as zinc finger protein 436-like. The record is from RefSeq and is a predicted model, not a curated record. The annotation marks the transcript as partial. The transcript has a single exon. Gene Ontology annotation, biological process: regulation of transcription by RNA polymerase II. NCBI's taxonomy places the organism in Eukaryota, Metazoa, Chordata, Actinopteri, Centrarchiformes, Centrarchidae. Gene Ontology annotation, molecular function: DNA-binding transcription factor activity; RNA polymerase II cis-regulatory region sequence-specific DNA binding.